Molecule: messenger RNA, 1143 nt
Organism: Gossypium arboreum
Lineage: Eukaryota; Viridiplantae; Streptophyta; Magnoliopsida; Malvales; Malvaceae
Exons: 1
Coding region: 1-1143 (380 amino acids)
Source: RefSeq, a predicted model, not a curated record
AUGGUGUUCCCUAGGGCUUUGGGAUAUGUGGAUGAGGUAACCACGAAUCUUUUCCAUAGACUCAGUAAGAGAGUCACCUCUGUCCUUGCAAUAUUGGCAGAGACAUUCAGGUCCUUAGGCGCAUGUAGGAAAGCUGGCGCAGACAGGUUUGUUGGUUGUGCGCAAUUGCUUCUAGCUUGGUUCUAUAGUCAUUUUCGGUUGAUAGAUAAGGUCGUUUGUCGGGUUUUCUUCGAGGAUUACUCACCGUUAAAGGACAUAGUCGCUUCAAUUAGGAGAGUUGAUGUUCCAGAGGAGAAUUGGAUUGCACUACUUCAAAAUCUUCAGUCGAAAGAUGUUGAGUGGAGAGCUCCGUGGAUGAUUCCUGGUGAGAUUCUUUACCGUUGCGGUAGUUUCAAUUGCGUCCCUUUAUUGGGAAUUUGGGGUGCCAUUGGUUAUGCCACUUUGCUCGCGUUAAGGCAAUUCCAUUUGAGGCAGUUCGUGCUAGCAACUCAUGGGCUAACUCAAAGUGAGUUCGCAUAUAGAGGAGCCGAUUACAAGAAAAAGGUCGGUGAGAUCUCUAGCGCUUGGAACAAGACGUGCCGAUUGAAAGGAGUAGCUAUUGGCCCUGCUACGACUCCAGAAUAUGUUGAAUGGAGAGGAAGAAGGACCAAUGAUAACAUUCCUGAGCCAAAUAUGGAAGGAGCUCAACUGAUGGAGGAAUAUCUGCAAGUGAUGCCCUCGGAGUUAGAAAUUAUGAAGCAAGAAUUUGGGAGGAAAAAUUUGGAGCUCGAGAAAAGGAUAGCAAAGCUUGAAGAAGAAAAGAUGUACUUGAGUUUAGAUAUUGAUGUCCAGAAGAUAGAGGUCAAAAAAGAAAGAAAGGAAAAGAGGAAGAUUGAAGAGGAUAGAGAUGACUUGAAGGAACACUACAAAAAGGCACAGGUAUCCUUGAGAAGAGCGAAAAUAGAAGGGUCUUCAGAUCAAUUACAGAAAGAGGUCCAAGAAGGAAAGGCUAGAGCUGAGUACUGGGAGAAGAAGUUUCAGGAGAUGCAAUCGCGGAAUUUGGCAUUAGAAGAAGAGAAUAAAGGGUUGAAGUCUAAAGUAACUGAGCUUGGAAGAUACCUUCGUUGGCAUCGCAACCAUGAUUUUAAAAGAGCUAAAGAGUAA